AUGCACACACGCACAUUCAUGAGAGCAGAUCUCGAUUGCUCUUACGGUUUCAUACAUCGUCUGCUGGCUGCCAUAUACCCUGGUUUGUAUUUUGUCUAUGCUGGAUCUGAUGCCAGAAGACCUUCCAGGUUUGUCUGCUGCACCUGCCGCUUUUGCCAAGACGUCCACUGUGAUAAAUCCCGUCUUGUACUCACUAUUCCACGCCCGUGUGCGAUCCUCUGUGACUGCCUUCUUCAGACGGGGGUGGUUUCAAUGGUGCCGGCUAAUUCCGUCGAAUCCAGAAAUUCUACCAUCUGGACAGGAGACACGACUGGUUGUCACAGGUCCGUCUUCUUUGGAGGCAAUAUUGCAAGAUUUAAGUAG
Messenger RNA from Protopolystoma xenopodis, 363 nucleotides. The record is from the annotation of a GenBank genome assembly. Lineage: Eukaryota; Metazoa; Platyhelminthes; Monogenea; Polystomatidea; Polystomatidae.